Molecule: messenger RNA, 185 nt
Organism: Didymella exigua CBS 183.55
Lineage: Eukaryota; Fungi; Ascomycota; Dothideomycetes; Pleosporales; Didymellaceae
Exons: 1
Source: RefSeq, a predicted model, not a curated record
AUGGCACCGCACAAGCACGACGCGCUCUGCGCGCAUCUACACGCCAAACUCCAGCGCUUCGGCGAGGCGAAUCCAGGGAGGAUGGCGGAUUCUGAGGAGCAGUCAAAAGAGCAGUCGCAGCAGUCAAAAGAGCAGUCGCAGCAGUCAAAAGAGCAGUCGCAGCAGUCAAAAGAGCAGUCGCAGCA